Onychostoma macrolepis is the source of this 3142-nucleotide messenger RNA. It is a transcript of the gene nudt3a, whose product is annotated as nudix (nucleoside diphosphate linked moiety X)-type motif 3a. Gene Ontology annotation, cellular component: cytoplasm; nucleus. Gene Ontology annotation, molecular function: endopolyphosphatase activity; bis(5'-adenosyl)-pentaphosphatase activity; bis(5'-adenosyl)-hexaphosphatase activity. The record is from RefSeq and is a predicted model, not a curated record. NCBI's taxonomy places the organism in Eukaryota, Metazoa, Chordata, Actinopteri, Cypriniformes, Cyprinidae. Gene Ontology annotation, biological process: diadenosine pentaphosphate catabolic process; adenosine 5'-(hexahydrogen pentaphosphate) catabolic process; diadenosine hexaphosphate catabolic process. The transcript is spliced from 5 exons. The coding region runs from base 194 to 706 and encodes 170 amino acids.
UAUAAUGCAACGCAAUUUGCGCAGAGCUCAGAGUAAUGGCGUCUGUGCGAGGCGAGCUCACAAGACUCACAAAAUGAAGCGACGGAGGGAAUAUUUAUGUUAGCAGAGGGCUUUUAGAAGGGUUUGCGGGCGCGGGAUCGCAGCGAGAGGCGCAGACUUGGCAGCAGUUGAGGACUUUGAUCGGUUCAGCGCGAUGAUAAAGCUCAAGUCCAACCAGACGCGCACUUACGACAGAGACGGCUACAAGAAGCGCGCGGCCUGCCUAUGCUUCAGGAGCGAGCGCGAGGAGGAGGUGCUGCUGGUGAGCAGCAGCAGUCAUCCGGACAGAUGGAUCGUUCCUGGAGGAGGCAUGGAGCCGGAGGAGGAGCCCAGUGUUGCUGCUGUCAGGGAGGUGUGCGAGGAGGCAGGAGUAAAAGGUACAUUAGGACGAUUGGUUGGCGUUUUUGAGAACAGAGACAGGAAGCAUAGAACGUAUGUCUAUGUUCUCAUCGUAACUGAAGUUCUGGAGGACUGGGAGGAUUCAGUAAAUAUUGGUAGGAAGAGGGAGUGGUUUAAGACAGAAGAUGCCCGGCGUGUGCUGCAGUGUCACAAACCUGUGCAAGCAUCUUACUUCGAAGCCCUUCAGCAGGACUGCAUGACCAGCAACGGCACGUCUCUGGUGGCCACUUACAACAUUAAUCAGAACUCUCUGUCCAGCAUCAGAUAACUAUCACAACAAACACAGAAGCCUCGGGCGAAAUUCUCCAUCAUUUUCUACCUUUUCCUACCCAACUGAACUCCUACUGCAACUACUAUCACGUCUUUUUUAUUUCAGCGCGUUAAUGGCUGCAUCACAUGAAAGCUGAUUGCCUUACCAGCCUUUUUUAGUGUUCAGAUGAAGAUCACGGUCUGGGGACAUGUGACAUAAAAGUCUUUGCAAAUGACAGUUUGUCUGUUUCUUCUUGCGUUUUAAGGAAUACUUGCAUGAGAUUCUCUUUUCCUAAUGCCAGGAUUACUGAAUGCAACUACACUUUACUCUUGUGUCUUGAAAUAAGUAGUGUUUAAAGAGAAAGCUGUCAGAAGUGUUUGUAAUGAUGUUGUGGUAAACGUUUGGCCCUUUCAUUCUGCAGUGUUUGCCUUUAGCCUCUAUGGAUAUGCUGUUAUAUAGAGUUGGUUGAGUUUUUGCAUGAAUCGCAUAUUCAUAGUCUUAGUUCUUUAAACUGCUAAACAAAAGAGAGAUUAUGUCUUAAAUUGAUCAAAGUAGUUGAAAUCGUAGUCUUAUUGCCAAUAUUACACACUCAUGUUGGGAUUUUUUCUCAAAUGCAGCUACUGUCAAGUUAGUUGUGAAGAGCACAUUUUCAAAAUGUUCUAAAUAGUGCUGUCAAACGAUUCAUCGCAUCCGAAAUAAAAGUUUUUGUUUACAUAAUAUAUGCGUGUGUACUGUUUAUAUAUAAAUACACACACACAGUGUAUUUUUGAAGAUAUUUGCAUAUAUUUGCAUUCAUAUAAUUUAUCUUAUAUAUUAAUAUAUAAACAUAACAUUUUCUUAAAUGUAUACAUGUAUGUGUGUGUGUUUACAUAUACAUAUACUCAACCCACACAUAUAUUAUGUAAACAAAAACUUUUAUUUUGGAUGCAAUUAAUCACGAUUAAUCGUUUGAUAGAGCUAGUCCUAAUGUUUGGUAGUGCACUGCUUUUACCAUUGAAGGUGGUUUUGAUCGAGAGUGUAGGAUCGUCUUUGGCGUCUAGUGUGGUGGUUUUUCUGGGUCUGCAAUCCCAGAUGUGAGAAAGCAUUUAAAUAAAUGGCUUAAAGCAGUCCAGUUUACUGAGUGCACUGGUUUUGCUGUGGUACAGGAUUUAAUGUAAGAGGUGUGGAUGUGAAAGGACAUUCUGAGCCUGUUUAGGACAUCAGUAUCAUAAAUCUCACGGUCAGUGGUCAAACACAGCACCGUCUCAGCAGCUGUUGAUGUCUGAUUCUUCUUCAUUCUUACCGUUCUUAUCUGAGGGUUUUGCACCAGUAUUCAUAGCACAAUGGCAACAAUAUACCAAUUUCUCAGUUUUAGUUGCGAUAAUCUCAGUUUAUUGUCUGUCCGCUCAUAAACUAUAACCAGUUGUGUAUGUGUGUGGAUCUGUGUACAGUAUGUGGGUUUGUACGUGUGAAUUAAUGUGAAUAAUCAAAGGACUUGAUGCCAAGGUGAGCUGUCUGCCUAAUAAUCUGCCUCUCAUGGAAGAGGACCGAUUUCGUUUGAAAUGUUUACAGCUUGAUUGUAGUUUCUGUUCAGACACUGGAUAUUCACUGACCUCUGUUCAUUUGUUAUAGAUGACUGUUAAUGGUGUCAUUUCUUUUUUGAAAUGCACUUUUCUAGGUCUUAAACAAUUUAGUCUGUCCUAAUUAUAAAAUGCUUCAUUUGGUUUUUUUUAAAUUUGUUUAUGAUUUAUGAAAUUGUCACAAGCAUGUACUUCAAAUGAGAAUUGUUUAGGUCUCAAGAAAACUUGUCUUAUCAGUAUUUCAAUGUUUUUCUCUUAAAUCAGAAAGCACAAAAGUUAGUUUAUUGUGGAUAACUUCUAAAAUUACCAAAUCUAAAUUGUUCUCUAUGGGCUAAAACAGGAAAAAUGGCCUGUGUUAUUGUAAUAAGAUUAGUUAGCUAAACCCAAUCCAAAGCUGGUCCUCCAAUGUUUGUAUAAAAUGCUUCUUUUUCAGUAGUAAACUCAAAACCUAUGGCGGUCGUGGCAGAGGAUGGUGAUCAAUCUCUACACAUUUAUUGCAAUCAUUAGUGGAAUGUGAAUAAGCAAUGAUCAAAUCACUUUGCAUAUCACUUCUAUGCAGGUCUAAUAACAGACUUGUCCUUAAAUUGUAAAUGCUACAUUAUUUGAAAGAAAAAAAUGUUGGCGUUUUUACACUUGCUACAUUGUUGGUGUUGUAGAUCGAGAUGUUUUGGUGUAAAGUAUUGAUUAUUUCUUGAGUAAACUGAAAACAUUUCAAGAAUCUCAAUGUCGUUCCUCAGUUGUUGCCCUUUUCUAACGCUUCAAGCACACUGUUUACCCUGUAUCACUCUGCUGUAUCUGAUAUUGGGAAAAGACAUUUUGACCCAAGAUUGUAUAACAGUUGUGUCAACAAGCUAUGAAUAAAAACUCAAAAAAAAUGCUACGUGCAUAUCAUGAA